GCACGAGAUCAGGAGAUAAAGACGGAGAAAAAGAUUGAAGAGAAGCUUGCCGCACAGCAGGCUCAGCGGAAGAAGCGAGAGGAGGAGAAGCAAAAGAAGCAGCAGAAGAAAGACGCGGAGCAGAAGGCGAAGCAGGAGAAGGCAGCGCAGGCGGUCGCCAACGACGGCGACACCAAGCCUGAUGGAUCAGACGCGGCUGCUGGCAACCGUCGCCGGCGAAAACGGCGCACCGGGGAUGAUAUGCAGGCAACUGAUCCCCUCGUCUUGCGUGAAAGCUGCAACUUUGAUGCCGCAAUGUAUGACUUCGACAAGUGCGCCGAUGUGAACGAGUUUGCCAAGGCUGUGGCUACGGCUCCACUUGUGCCACACAUUUGCCGCUUGAAGAGAGGCAUGCUGAAGAAAGUACUUCAG
Symbiodinium necroappetens is the source of this 411-nucleotide messenger RNA. The record is from the annotation of a GenBank genome assembly. Lineage: Eukaryota; Dinophyceae; Suessiales; Symbiodiniaceae.